AUGUGCCUUCCUGAUUUUGAAGAACGGAAUGAAGGAAAUCACCAGUUACGUUUGGGUCUGCUUAAGGCUGCACUAGAAGGAAAUAUAGAGGAAGCUAAAAGUCUGAUUAAUGAUAAUUCUUCGAUGAGGCUAACAAGUGCCGCUAUCACAGAGGGACAAGAAACAAUUUUUCAUGUAGCACAGUUGUUAGCAUCUUAUUUAGAUAAGGAUAGCAAUAGCUUACUGCAUCUAGCUGCAAAAUACCCAAAUCCAAAACCAGUCAAUACUCUGCCAGGUGCAGCUCUAGAAAUGCAGCGAGAGUUGCAAAUGUUCAAGGAUGUUGAAAGGCUUGUAAUGCCUUCAUUUAGAGAGUUAAAAAACAAAACUGGCAAAACACCGCGCGAGUUGUUCACUAGUAUUCAUGAAGAUUUACUUAAAAAUGGAGAAAAGUGGAUGAGAGACACAGCUAACCAAUGCAUGCUUGUGGCAACAAUCAUCGCUAUUGUUGCUUUUCCAGCGGCUUUCAAUGUAGCCGGAGGUAACAAUUCUAAUGAUGGCAUACCUAUUCAUCGAAGAAGUAUUAUUUACACAGAAAAUGAUUUUUAUAGGUCAUUACCACUUAAGUUGGUGGUUGGAGUCUUGACAUUGUUCAUAUCUAUAGCAGCCAUGAUGCUAGCUUUCAUUCCAAGCAUUUUCAUAGCUUAUGAUCACCAUAGACCAAAUGUAAUCCGGAUUCUUGCUACUAUAUUUGUAAUUUUUCCUGUGUUUAUAUUUAGUUUGUCACACUAUGGCCUUUUAAGAGAUGUAUUGUACUACUCAUCAGUCCGUUUUAGGGUUUCCCUACGCCAAGACAAUGCUAGAGAACUCAAAUAA
Molecule: messenger RNA, 852 nt
Organism: Mangifera indica (mango)
Lineage: Eukaryota; Viridiplantae; Streptophyta; Magnoliopsida; Sapindales; Anacardiaceae
Exons: 4
Coding region: 1-852 (283 amino acids)
Source: RefSeq, a predicted model, not a curated record